CAUACCAGCUAAGAUUAGCAUGCGAACUAAAUAGAUCCAUAGUAGUGAUAGAGCUCAGGGUGAAUGAAGGUAUAACUAAACUAAACACCAAAGAAAUAACAGAUAGAUCUACAGUGGUGACAGCUCAAGGUAGUAAUGAAAACGAAAAAUCUACGAAGAGAGAAAAGGGUAAAAAAUCUAACAAAGGAAA
Messenger RNA from Racocetra fulgida, 190 nucleotides. The record is from the annotation of a GenBank genome assembly. Lineage: Eukaryota; Fungi; Glomeromycota; Glomeromycetes; Diversisporales; Gigasporaceae.